AUAUAAGUGUGUAUAUGUAUAAAAAGACUUUUUUAUACAUAGUUCUUUUUAAAAAAUGUUCUAUUUUCAAGUUUUCUUUGAAUUUUUAUAUGUUUAACAAAGUCUUAUUUGUUCGUACUUCAAUACUGCAAAGAAAGUUUUUUAUGAUGGCAGAAUUUCAACAAAGAAAAACAGCAGCUGAGCAGAAAGUUAACAUCUUAAAAAAACAGCUUGAAAUCCUCAAAAAAGUUGCUGAACAAAAGAAAAAGGAAGUUGAGCAAGCUGAGGUAAUAAACUUGUUAGAAAAGAAUGCAAGGCUACAAGAAGAAAUUUCAAAAUUAAAAACUGAUUUAAGGUUUUAUGAAGCUCAAAAUGGAGUUAAACUGGUUAGUGUUCCAUCUGCUGAAAAUGUUACAAAGAAAGAAGCUCUAUCUGAUUCAAACACUUUACCUAUCAAGGAUAUGCCUGCUUCUAGCAAAAAAGAAAAAACUGCAGAACCAGAUUCGACUAAAAUAAAACAAGUUUUACCUACUGAUGAUAACAAACCAAUUGAUGCUUCGCGAAUAUUAAUGAAGAUUGGUAAAAUAAUUGAUGUGAAGAAACAUCCUGAUGCAGAUUCUUUAUAUGUUGAACAAGUGGAUCUUGGUGAGAGCAAUCCUCGUACAAUUGUUAGUGGUUUGGUUAAACAUGUUCCAAUUGAAUCCAUGCAGAAUCGAGUUGCAGUAUUUGUGUGCAAUCUGAAACCAGCAAAGAUGCGUGGAAUUCUAUCAGAGGGAAUGAUUAUGUGUGCAUCGACACCUGAAAAAGUUGAAAUUAUUGAGGUGCCUGCUUCUGCAGCAAUUGGAGACAUUGUAACUUGUGAAGGCUAUCCUGGAGAUGCUGACGUACAGCUAAAUCCAAAGAAAAAGAUAUGGGAACAAGUGCAACCAGAUUUCCGAGUAGAUGAAAACGGUGUGCCUGGUUACAAAGGUGGACAAUUUACUAUAGCUGGAAAGACCGGUCGAUUUUCAUCUCCUACAAUGAAAUGUUGUCCUAUUAAAUAAAGUAGUUUUCGAAAUAAUAUUUUAUUAAAAAAAUA
Hydra vulgaris (swiftwater hydra) is the source of this 1057-nucleotide messenger RNA. Its product is annotated as aminoacyl tRNA synthase complex-interacting multifunctional protein 1. The record is from RefSeq and is a predicted model, not a curated record. Gene Ontology annotation, molecular function: tRNA binding. Lineage: Eukaryota; Metazoa; Cnidaria; Hydrozoa; Anthoathecata; Hydridae.